AUGCUCCGCUCAGCGCUUGCUCCGGGCACUGGAGUCGCUCGAUCAUCCAUCGCCCGGCAACACCGCUGCCUCGCGACAUUUGCGGGCAACACCGUCCGACUCGCAUCCGAGAAGCAGGCCGCCGCCGACUCGUCGAAGCCGCCGCUCGUGGUCCUGCACGGUCUCUUCGGCAGCAAGCAGAACUGGCGGAGCCUUGCAAAGGGGCUGGCCCAGCGGCUGGGGCGCGACAUCUUCACUCUCGACCUGCGAAAUCACGGCCACUCGCCGCACAAGCGCGAGUGCGCAUACGACGACCUGGCUUCGGAUGUCAAGGCCUUCAUCGAGCUGGAGGAGAAGCUGGACGAUUGUGUCGUUGUGGGACACUCGAUGGGCGGCAAGGUCGCCAUGGCGCUGGCGCUGGGCGGCUGCGAUGCCCUCUCCCGCCUUGUCGUGAUUGACAUCGCACCUGCGGUCGGCAAGAUCUCGCCCGAAUUCCAGGCGUACCUCGACGCGAUGAAGGAAAUCGACGAGGCGCAAGUCAUGUCGCGGAAGGAGGCGGACGCGAUCUUGCAGAAGACCGAGUCGGACCUCGGCGUUCGCCAAUUCUUGCUCACCAACCUGGACCGCAGCUCGCCGUCUGACCCGUACCGCUUCCGCCUCCCGCUACACUACCUCGCCAACGCGAUUGGCGAGAUUGGCAACUUCCCCUACCAGCCAGGCGAGCGAGUGUACGAGCAGCCGUCGCUCUUCCUCAAAGGGAGCCGAAGCAAGUACAUCAACUCGCGCAACAUCCCUCUCAUCAAGCAGUUCUUCCCCAACUCGCAACUUGAGACGCUAGAGACGGGUCAUUGGGUACACGCCGAGAAGCCGAAGGAGUUCAUUGAGUCGCUAGACAGGUUUCUCAACCAGUAG
This is a messenger RNA of Rhodotorula toruloides NP11, 891 nucleotides long. RefSeq names its product alpha/beta hydrolase. The coding region runs from base 1 to 891 and encodes 296 amino acids. The transcript is spliced from 7 exons. NCBI's taxonomy places the organism in Eukaryota, Fungi, Basidiomycota, Microbotryomycetes, Sporidiobolales, Sporidiobolaceae. Gene Ontology annotation, cellular component: mitochondrion. The record is from RefSeq and is a predicted model, not a curated record.